This is a messenger RNA of Carassius auratus (goldfish), 1547 nucleotides long. RefSeq names its product protein Wnt-11-like. The transcript is spliced from 6 exons. NCBI's taxonomy places the organism in Eukaryota, Metazoa, Chordata, Actinopteri, Cypriniformes, Cyprinidae. Gene Ontology annotation, molecular function: frizzled binding; cytokine activity. Gene Ontology annotation, cellular component: extracellular region. The record is from RefSeq and is a predicted model, not a curated record. The coding region runs from base 254 to 1312 and encodes 352 amino acids. Gene Ontology annotation, biological process: cell fate commitment; neuron differentiation; canonical Wnt signaling pathway.
AAACGGAUUAACGCACAUUAACACAGUUGGCUAGAGAAUUUGGGCUGGAUUUAAAUAAAACACACUUUUGGAUUACUUUGCACAAGCGGUAUUUUUUUGGCAUCAGUAUCCGUUUGAUAAAGCAGGAGAAGUGACAGAAAUAAGGAACAAGAGCCAUGGCUUUUGGCUUUUAAUUAGAACUGUGUCAAGAAGCAGUGGGUCAGACAACACCUGCAUCAGUGUCUUCUGAUUGAGCUGGAUCUUAUUGUACAGCAUGAAGCGAACCUUCCCUUCACUCCCGCUCUGUCUCCUCACAUUUCUGCUCCUGUCUCAGCAGUGCACAGGAAUCAGAUGGCUGGUGCUAUCGCAGACCACACAACACAUCAACAAGACCCAGCACUGCAAGACGUUGCCAGGCCUCGUCUCCUCUCAGGCUCUGCUCUGUAGGAGUAACCUGGAACUCAUGCAAACCAUCAUCCAAGCAGCACGGGAGGUUAAAAAGGUCUGCCAAAAGACCUUCGCAGACAUGCGUUGGAACUGUUCCUCUAUUGAUGCUUCAAAAUUCCUCCCGGACCUGGAACGAGGAACGAGGGAAUCUGCAUUUGUAUAUGCACUCUCCGCAGCCACUAUAAGUCACACUAUAGCACGGGCAUGCACCUCCGGAGACCUGAGGUUGUGCUCGUGUGGUCCGAUUGCAGGUGAAAUACCAGAGCCUGGGUACAGGUGGGGCGGCUGUGCUGAUAACCUGCAUUAUGGUCUCCUCAUGGGCUCCAAGUUUUCUGAUGCCCCAAUGAAGAUGAAGAAGAAGUCUGGCUCGAAUGCCAACAAGCUGAUGCAUCUUCACAAUAGUGAAGUGGGCAGACAGGCCUUGCGAGACGCUCUGGUCAUGAAGUGCAAAUGCCACGGUGUUUCUGGUUCUUGCUCCAUUCGGACUUGCUGGAGAGGCUUACAGGAUCUGAAGGACAUCGCCAUGGACCUAAAGACCAAGUACUUGUCAGCCACUAAGGUGGUUCAUCGGCCUAUGGGUACACGCAAGCAACUCGUCCCCAAAGACAUCGACAUCCGGCCAGUCCGAGAGAAUGAGCUGGUUUAUCUGCAGAGUUCACCGGAUUAUUGCACAAAGAAUGACAAGUUGGGCUCUUUCGGCACUCAGGACAGGCAGUGCAAUAAAACCUCCAGCGGAAGUGACAGCUGUGAUCUGAUGUGCUGUGGCAGGGGACACAACCCGUACUCAGAGAGAGUGGUGGAGCGAUGCCACUGCAAAUACCACUGGUGCUGCUAUGUCACGUGCAAGAAGUGUGAGAGGACUGUGGAGAAAUACGUGUGCAAAUGAGGUGGCUCUCCAUCUCUACAGUCAUCUCCAACAAUUGUCCCGAUCCCCGCCACACGUACCUAUUCUCAGCUAAACUAAUCUAAAGGAGAUCUGGAAUGCGCUCUACUCAUUGUAACAGAACUGGACAGAAUUCUCAUUCGAAUUCCCAGACUUUGUGGUUGAACGAGCUGAAAAAUUCAAGACUUGAUUCUAUUCUAGAUAUAUUCAGCCUGGGUGUGGAGCAUAACCUUUGUCU